AUGGAGCUUAAUGAAGAGGUGGGAGAGAGCGCCUCGACUCCAGGUCAUCGCAGAAGCUUUUGUCCCAAGGCAAUUGCGAAACGGAUCUACAGCAGGCUUGCCGCCGAUGGCAGUGUACAUGCGAUCUACAAUCCCGACUUAGCGGACGAGCUUGAGGCCCACUUCGACCGCCUGCCGGCCAGGUGCAUCGAUGUGUUUUUCUUUUUGUUUAUAUAUCGUCGUUUGUCUGUGAUUUAUCCUUCAUUAUACUUCUUGAGUUUUAGAUUCGCGUCGACAACUUGAUUUUCAGUUUCUUCGGUUUCUUCCUCGUAAUUUUUUUGAAUGGUAACUUGGUUUUCUUGGCGUCGAUCAUGUUAGGUUUUAAAAAGGGGACUGGAUGAACUGGAUUACUGUGGCAUUGUUUUGUCGUAGUUCGUGAAUGGAGUUGGACGUUGUGGAUCAUGUUAAAUUUGUUUCUAAGGCUAUUUGAACGGUGAUUUGACUGACUCCUUACUGUUCAUUAUGACUUGAUUUGUCCGUACGAUAACUAAACUGCCAUGGGGUGGAUGAUGCAAUUGUCGAACGGAAACUGGAUUGCUGCGUCGUGAAAGGAAUUGGAUACGUACUGGAUUAAGUUGAAUUUGCUGCCAAGGCCUCGAUCUUAAUUUCUUUAUGCUCAGUAGGUGCUUGAACUUUAUUUUUUUGUAUACCUGUGAGAUUGCUAUUAUCAUUAUGUUCCACAUCAUUUGUGUCCUCAACUCAAGAUAUAUAUAUAUAUAUACUGCGUAACUUUUGCCUUCCUGUGAAGUCUUCGCUAUCGUUUUCAUUGUCGAUUGUGUUCCUGCUCUUUCACUAUUUCAAUUUAUUUAGUGACAUUCUUGGUAGUUGUAGGAUGAUAUAUUUCAGUCAGCAAGCUUAGUUGUCAUAUUGAUUCAUCUUGUGCAGGUACAUAUUGGAUAUGAAGGACAAGCCUGGAGAUAUUUUGUUACACAAAAGAAUUCUUGCCGAGGCCAGGGAUCCAGAAAAGCGUCCUGCCUUCCGCUGCCGCUUUGUUCAGGUUCUAUUAAAAAACAUAAUUACUUUGAUCACUAAUUUAAUCUGAAUAAACGAGAUAAUUAUUUUCAAUUUCGUUCUUUUUUUUCAAACUCUAUACUGUGCACUUCUCAGCAUAAAAUUUCUAUCCGGAUCCUAUCACACACAAUUUCAUCGGUAUCUUAUUUGGGGAUGCGUUUCGUGUUAUGAGCCCACGAAUAGGCAUUUUUAUUGAUAUUAUUUAUUUAUUCUUAUUUUUUGUCCCUUUCUCGCAGAACUUCUCCAGAUUGAUAGCUUAUUGCAUGUUUAAUACAUGCUGCUUUUACGCAUUCACAUACCUAGGUUUAUUAAGACGAAUUGAUAAGGACACUGCAACAAGCAAAAGUUAAAAUGUUGACCAUUUUUCGGUGUAGCUGAGGCGUCCUAUUGUUAAUUAUUCAUCGGAGAUUCGGACUCAUACAAAUCUUAGCGGGAGAUUGCUUCUUCCGCAUAUCAAAUUAAUAUCAACCCUAGGAAUAGACGGUAUAUCUAGCCUCCGAAGAAAGACACGAUGCCUCGGAAACUUCUACCUCGUGCCGUCAGGCCCAUUUCAUUAAUAAUUAUUUUUCAAGAAACGACAAUAUCUAAAAAGAGGCUAAGCUCAAGUAUGGUGGUUUGUGGUCAUUUUUAUUUCAUGCUUCCUCAUGGUCAAGGAUGCAAUAUGGCAUGAUAUUUAAAAUUGUAAAAGGCAGAAUGAAAUACAUACAAAUCAAUGAAAAAUAAAACGUAAACAGUUGACCCAUUCAUAAAGGUUGCCGCCCCGACUCCUCUCUUAGGCAGUGAACGCUAAGAGUUGAUUUCCAGCUCUCAGAUGCUGAGAUGGUCGUGAUCAGAAAGAUUUACAUUUCUCAUAAUUCGCAUAUAAUAUAUCCCCGAUUUCGACAUGAUUUUGGAUGACUGUUAUAACUCAGUAAAACAUCGAGUCGUCUGUCAUAAUCCUUAGAAUCUGGUAAGGAUGCAUGUGAGUGUAUGAACAAUUUUGUCUGUCCUCUGGGUCAUUUGGUCAGUAAACUAGCUGGAUAUAUGUCUGUCCAAGGCUGAUUUCAAUGGUUUCUAGGGCAUUUUAGUUUAAAAACUUUCGGUUGACGUAUAUUAGAAACUCGUGCGUAUCAGAAAUUUUUGAUAACUUCUUGUGGGCGACCAUUUGGUUACAGAUAUCUUAUCCAUAGUUCUAUUCAAUCGUGAUGAGCAGUACACGAAGAGGAUCAACCAUCAAAUAGGUGGCAAUACUCAGGCCAAAAUAGGUGUCCAUACUGAUCUGCGACCGAUGGUAAUUUCAUCCAUUUCCACAGGAUUUCGGAUUACAGCGCACGAAGAGGAUCAACCAUCAAAUAGAAGGUCGCGCAUCAUUUCCAUAAUUUUUUCUAAUUAUUUUCCUUGCGUUUUUCGUUAAAUUUGAUUUAUCUAAAGUGAUAACAAUUUCACUAAAUUGAAACUCAAUGCUGUCCUACACUUUCUGUUUGUCGGACGUAAAGUACGUGGUGGAAAUGUUGACAGUAAUUAAAUGAAAACAGCGGUGGUGAGAUUGAUUUUGCAGCUUCAUCUAUGCUCAAAGAAUUGCGUCUUGAUAGAGCAAAGAAUGGUAGGGACAAUGAAAAGAGAAGAUACAUAACAGAAGGUUCAUCUGGAAGGUACCCUUCUGUUAAAAGUUGCCUAAACAUAAUAUUUUGUGACCCAUUAUCAUACUCCAGUUACGGUCAUUUCCACUUUUUUAAUUGGUUUCUUUUUAAACAUUGUCUAUUUAAAUGUUAAAAAUGAUUAUAAAAAGUGUACUAUGCAAGAUUACGCCAAGUUCAUGCUCCCCGAGAUAAAAUCUUUUACGCUUUUGAUGAAGUUAGUGUGGAUCCCAAAAGUACGCAAAGAAACAUCAGUAAUGGCGAUAAGGCAUUGAAAAACAGGGACAGACCCCGCGGGAAAAUGUUCAUCUUUCAUGUACAUUACCGGAAUGCAUAAUCCUCGUAAAAAUUCUUAUUUCAACAAUUUCUGGUUAACUUUUGAUAAUGGUAUUUAGGGUUAACCAUGAGGAGUAUAUCAUAAGGCUGCUUCUAGACUAAAACAGACUAAAAUAUUUCAGUAAUGUCGUCUUCUUUGAGGCAUUUAAAAUGUCGGGUCGAGGACCACACAGCUUUGAGAAUAUUAUCUUUUUUUUAAAUAAGGAAAACAUGUUAAUUGACCUUGCCUUUACACGGUAAUGAACUAAUAUGCUUGCAAACUUAAUACGAAGCUAUUUUCUAGAGGACAACAUGUUAAUUUGAAAUUCAAACUUUUAGGCGUAUGAUAUUUCUUAAAUUAGCCUUCCAAAGUCAGCAACAAGAAAGAAGACAGAAAUGAUGUGGAUUAUUGACUAUUUUACAGGAAUGAUCUCGUAGGUGUUCCCGUGCAUGAAAUAAUAUUUUCCACUGUUGACAUGCCAAUGCUUCUAAGCCAGGUACGUCAACGUAGGAAGUUAUUGAUGUAAGCUUUCAAAUAACACUUGUAGACAUUAAAUCUAUUCUACUCGGUGGUUUUCUUCCACUCGAUUGUGCUAGUCACUGAAACAGUGUAUAUGUAUUUUAUAGCUUGAUUUGAACUAUUUUCUAUGCGAUAAAGUCUCUGCCUCUCUCUGUGCAGCCUUUUCUCUGAUUAUCCCUUUCCUCCCUCCCCUUUCUCCUCCAUGUUCCCUUCUUAAUAUCCUUGACUCCCUCUCUUCCUUGUUUUAUUUGAGGCAUUGUAACAAGUGAUUCCUUAGGACCCACUAGGGGGACGUAGAAUUUGGGAAACAACUGACGAGCUUCUUACUAGCUUAUAACCUCUAGGAAUAGCACCCCUGCUGACAGUGACGCUUGGUAAACGGAGGCUUUAAUCGAUUUACUGAAGGGAACCUACACUAUUAAUGUGUGCAGCAGUACUCUCUUUUUCAUGUUCUAGAAUUUUCUUUAAUCAUUUGGAUUCAUUAUUACCCCCCGUGCCCUUUCGAAUAUUAUACGUUUAUGAUUUAUUUAUUUUAUUUACUAUCCUUUUAUCCUCUUUUAAGGGUGGGAUUGGGCUGGGAGAGUGCGGCGAGCAUAUUUGAAUAGCCGGACAAGCCUCCCAUUUACCCGUAUAUUCGGCAAAAGUAUGUCUGAGGGGUUGGUGCCGCCUUUGAAGCACUGAAUGCAGAACUGUUUCAUAAGCGCUGAUCAGUCACAUUUUUCUCUUACUAGAAACUUUAUCCUGACAUAAUAGGGAUCCAUAAACGGGAAAGAUUUAUUUAAGCUUGUUUCCACUAGAGCACCAGGGCCAUUUAGUAAAUCUGGUGAAGAAAUAGGCAUGAUUUCUACCUCGAAAUAGGCAUGAUCUCAGUCACAUAAAUAUUUUCUCGGUUACAGCUCGAAAUAUAUCUUCCAAUUAUGCAGUUCACGCGUUUCUAAUAUUAAAACGGUUUUUUACCUGUACUUCUUUCAGCUAUCUGCUCUCCUAUCUGGUAUAGGAUUGAACAUUCGAGAAGCUCAUGUCUUUUCGACGGCUGAUGGGUACUCGUUGGAUAUAUUCAUCGUGGAUGGGUGGAAAAACGAGGUAAGAGGACAGUCCAUUUUUAAAAUAUUUUAAAUUGUAAUUUAUCGUUCAUCCAAGAAAUUGAAUUAUUAAGUUCAUCAUUUUUUAGUUCUCUAUACUACCCCUUAUCGGAUAUUUCGGUGUGGAAUUUUUUUUUCAAUUAUUGUUGCUUUUAUUUUAACGAUAUUUUGAUAAAAAAAAUUGUUUCAAAACUGCACUGAAUUGUGGUUUUACAGUUUCCGUUUCAGUGGUAUUGCCUCGAAUGUGGCUGUCGGUAAGGAAUUCCGUGUAUUCCAUGAGUUUCUCUGAAGGCCCUCAAUAGUAGUGACUGAGAUUGACCUAGUGGCCGCUGCAGAGUAAUUAGUUAUGUUUUGUAUACGUUGGACAUUUGUGAUAGAAAAUAAACGCCGCCAUUCAUUUUCUUUUAUUAAAGGUGGUUUUUGAAAGCUUGAAAGAUCACUGAACUUGCAGUGUUGUUCUCAGGAAACAAACCGCUUAGGUGAGGCCGUGGCGCAAGCAAUUGCAACAAGUGAGGUAGGUACACGUUAUUUACUUCGGAAUCUAUUUAGGCGUCACAUACACAUCAUCCUUUCUUCAAUCUGGGUGAAUGAGGGAUAUCAUGAACCUGUAUGGUGAAGCCGUGCUGACGCAUUUUGGUGGCAAAUUUAGGUCUGCGAACGGGAUCUGAUUAAUUUACAGAAGGAUAUAUCAAUAUUACUAUUUUUAUUUUAUUAACAACUUUGCUUUACGCCUGACUAUUUUCAUGUAAACAUUGGAAGAAAGAUGACUGAGGAUGAAAAAUAGCUUUCAAAGUUGAGAUGGGAAGUAAUUUUUGAAAAAUACGAGUUCAAGCUACUCAUAUGAGAAGAAAAAGAAAGAAAGAAAUGAUAAAGUAGUUCAUAUGAUAGGGAAAGGACGUUGUGUAGUUGAGUUGAGAACGAUUGUUCAAACCGGCGAGACUAGGGAAUAGUGAGUGUUGGAUAAUAGAGAAAGGAUGAAACAUUUUGUAAAGUAGUUGAAUGAAUGAAGAGGGGAAAAAGAGGAAAUAGGGGUUAUUUGUGAUGUAGGGGUGGGUGACUGGUGUAACAGUGUGGAGAAACUGUUGUGAUGGAAACUACUGAAGUCAACAGACUUUUGAACGGAAAUUUAACAUCCAGUAUCAAACUGAUGCAUUGGAGACAAAUUUAGGCUAUUUUUAUGUCAUGGAAGGACUGCCAUUACACAUGUACACCAUAUCUUUUUCAAAUAUGACAUCUUAUUUCCAGGAAAUAGAAUUAUUCACCGAAAGCUGGUGAUCCAUCAGUAUUUUAGAAAUAGGAAGUGGGAAAAAAGCAUUCACAUUUUUCGUGAGGAAUUUUGAAAUAUCAGCAAUGUAAAGUGAAGCUACAUUCUCUGUCAUUUGUCUGUAGUUGAAAUUUUCUUGUUCCUAUCAACGAAAAGUGGAAACGGUUCUCAAGUUCCAACAAGAAUGUAACUGGGAAAUUAACAGAUCCUUUUUGAUGAUUGGAGAGAAGAUUGCAUCUGGAUAUCGUGGAGAUUUGUGAGUCAGAAACCUCGUAGCUAAUCAUUCGUUCAUUCAUUGAAAUUUCUCAUGGUAACUUAGUUUCUUACUUUUAAUAUGCAGAUACCAUGGACUUUACCUUGGAGUUGAUGUUGCGGUGAAGGUUUUUACACCUGCUUAUGUAGAUGAAGCAUUGAACGCAGAAUUCAACCGAGAGGUCAACAUUCUGAGGUUGACUUAUAUCUUUUGAUGGUCCAUUACUCUCCGGAUGAUCAAAUAUAGCGCACUGUGUUGUAACCCUGUCUGUCGUAAGGUGUUCAAAUAUUUCCAUAUCCUCGAGUAACUAUCUAGUGUUAAUAUAUGCGACAGAUUAUGCCGCCGCCCAGACUACGGAGUUUCAAUGUCGUGGAAUUUUAUUUAUUUAUUCUUUUUUUUUCCUUUUUUGUGUGUAUUAAUUCCCAUGGCAUAUUUCAGGGAAGUUCGGCACAGUAACGUGGUUCAGUUCAUUGGCGCUAAUACAAAACCUCCGCACAUGUGCCUAGUAACAGGUAAACGGAAUUAUUGCUUGAAUUAUGAAGAAAAUUUACCCACAGGAUUAUGAUUCCAUUUUCUAUUGCUUUUGAAUAUUAUGUCCUUGCUUUUGUUCUUUAACCAAUUACUUUUUUUUCCCCUUAUAUUGAUUUAUUUAAAAAAUCGAGCAAUUCAAGUUGCUUUUGCGUUGAUUUUUGUCCCGUUCGAUUUUUUUUUUUCAUGUCUGAUUGAGCUAUCGCGAAAUUUAUAUGCAGAGUAUAUUUCUAGAGGAAGUCUCUUUGAUUUUCUGCAUAAGCUCGACGAUGUACUGGAAUUCCAUUUACAAUUGAAGUUUGCGAUCGAUAUUUGCAAGGGAAUGGAUUAUCUACACCAACAUAACAUAAUUCAUAGAGAUCUAAAGACAGCCAACUUGUUGAUGGAUGCAGAGGAUGUACGUAGCUCUCUGUGAUUUUUUCGACUCGCGAAUAAUUUCUAGAUAGUCCGGUUCUUCACAUAACCCAUCGGGCUUCGAGCGCCUCUUUUCUGUCUAGGUUGUGAAAGUCGCCGACUUUGGCCUGGCGCGGUUCCAAAAUCCCGAUGGAGAAAUGACGCGAGAAACCGGGACGUACAGAUGGAUGGCGCCGGAGGUUACUCUCCUUUUUUGCCUAUCAAUUCUCCACAUCCUUAAAAAACCAUAAAAACCAACAUAGAAUAACACUUUUGAGUAAUUCUGUAGCAAUAAAAGGCUCGCGUUCUCUGUCUGGUACUGAUUCGUUUAUUAUUUUUCAUCUCGAAGAUCAUGAACCACCAGCCUUACGAUCACAAGGCGGAUGUUUUCAGCUUCGGUAUUGUACUUUGGGAACUGGCAACAUCCAAGGUAACCCCUUGGAAUGGGUAAAGGAGCCGAGUUCAGUUCCGAUUACUUCCAUUCAUUGACGAGGUGAAUUAUCUGUUAUCCAGAUCCCUUACAGUGAUUUGACGCCCAUACAGGCGGCGCUGUGCGUGAUAAAGGUAGUUGUUACUCCCCGUGCACAUCUUUACAAUUGAUAUCAAGUCUUUCCCGGUGUAACCAUUUGUCAGUUCAUUUCUUUGAUGAAAACCAGUCGCCAAGGACGGGAGUAAGCCCGUUUUUACGCUCGUUCCAUCUUUUAGUACGGAUUGUUUUUACGCGUCUAUUUCUCAACCGUCUGAUUGAGUUUUCGGGGGGCUAUCCGAGUUGUCCCAUCUUCAUAAUCGUGGGAUUUCCUAUUGAGCGACCAGAAUAUAACCCGACGUCACGCUUUAUUUCUCAUGCUAUCUUUGGGGUGCUAUCGCAGGGUCUACGUCCAAAGCCUCCAUCCGACGCUCGACUUGUGGACCUGAUGCAAAGGUGCUGGGACGAGGCUCCAGCCAGGAGGCCCCAGUUUUCCGAGAUCAGAGCUGAACUCGAAGGGUUUCUGUUACAGACAAGCUCGGGUGAUGCUCGGUGUUGAGAUGGACUCCUACCCUUCCUGAUCAAUCUUUCCCUCUUUCUCUCUCUAGCAGAGGAAUGACGCAGGAGACCUCGCUAACACAUUUCUCUCUCUCUAUUUUUCCUUUUACUGGUUGACUGUCAGACGUGUGCAGCCAGCCGCCUGCCUCAUCCCGUGCUGUCCAAAGGUGAAUUAUUGUACCUGUUCGUGUUCAUCUAGGACUGGCCGGCACUGACAUGACGUAGUUGGCCAUUCAGGGCGGCGUAUAUCUCGAGACUUGGCGUUUCUCCUCUGCGGUGAAAACUAUUAGUAAAAUCUCAGGUCCCGGCCUACGUCCGCCGCAGUGAGACUUUACUUCCAUGGGCGUAUAGAUCUCUCCCACUUGGGUACCCCCUUCGCCAUCUCCCCCCCUCAGCAAUUCGUCCAUCCCUCUUUUAAUGGUAAGUGCAGGCGGCAGCAGGCGGGAGAGAGGAGGGGGGAGAGUGGAGAGUGGCGGCGCGGAAUCCUGCAGCGAAGAACCGACCAGAUACAGUCAAGCAUUCGUCGUAGAGAGAUCUUGUCGUUAAUCUAG
Molecule: messenger RNA, 8596 nt
Organism: Spirodela intermedia
Lineage: Eukaryota; Viridiplantae; Streptophyta; Magnoliopsida; Alismatales; Araceae
Source: the annotation of a GenBank genome assembly